Molecule: messenger RNA, 2646 nt
Organism: Ruditapes philippinarum (Manila clam)
Lineage: Eukaryota; Metazoa; Mollusca; Bivalvia; Venerida; Veneridae
Product: double zinc ribbon and ankyrin repeat-containing protein 1-like
Exons: 21
Coding region: 128-2428 (766 amino acids)
Molecular function (GO): protein binding
Source: RefSeq, a predicted model, not a curated record
GCGUUACAUUUCCCGGGGUUGCUAUGCAGGUGCCCGAACACAUCGUCAAUUUACCGACUUGUGUCAAAAAUAAUUUUUGUUUGGAUGUUUAAUCGUUAUAUUUCAGUUUGAGCCAUAGUCUAUCAAGAUGACUGCUGGUUCCAUUGCUGUGCCAACAAUUUUUCCUUUGAGGCCACCAAUACCAGGGAAACCAAAAUCUUCUAUUGAUUCUAAUACAAAGAUUGAACUGAGUACAGAAAGUAAUGGGGCCCGUAUUUAUUACACAAUCAAUGGGACGAAACCAGAUCCAUUCCCUAAGGUUGGACAAGCUAAAUAUACGAUGGAAUAUCAAGGACCAUUUACAUUACCAGCUGGUAAACAAACCUUGAAAGCAAUGGCAGUUGGAGCAGAUGGUAUUAGGGAGUCUAAUGUUGUAACCAAGGUAUUUGAAGUUGACUAUGUGGCCCAGCCUGCCAUGCCACCAGAAGAUGAUGACCUAGAGUUUAGAGAUGACCUUGAAAAAGAGAAAACAAUGUUAAAUGUGAAGAGAGCACAGAAGAACUUGAUGAUGUCCUCAAGGUCAGCUUGGACUGAUGUUUCAACAGCUAGAAACAUGACCAAUAGAAUGGCAGACAUGGAUGUAAAGGGAAGUAACUACAGGCAGCCAGGAACCGGAACCCGGUUUUUGAACACCAGACAAGACCGUUCACCGGAUAGAAGUUAUCCAUUGUCAAAUCGUACAGAACGUACAUCUAGCCCAUCGAGGCACCGUCACCUGCCAGAUAAUACAACACAAGCUAUGAGGUUACAGAGAGAAACAGAUUUUCUCAAGUGUGUGUAUUGCUUUGCAGAUCGGCCCUCAGAUCCCUACGCAAGAUUCUGUAAUACAUGUGGUAAUUCUGUAGCAGCAAUACCUCAGACACGAAUCCCGCCACCUGAACCUGGACAGAUGGGUACAUGUGUAUACUGUAAGACCUUGGUGCCAUUCAACACAUCCACCUGUGUUGUCUGUGAGGGUCCAAUCCCCAACCAGAACCAGCCCCAGGCCAGCAUCAGACUGGCAGAGAAGGUUGUAUGCACACUGUGUGGCACUGGAAACCCGGCUAACCUUUCUCAAUGUAUAACCUGUGAUACAAAACUACCAACUUCAGCUCAAAUGAGGCCAGCAUAUAUAGGACAGUCUGCCCCACCUAUCACAGGCCUUGAUAAGAAGUAUCUAAAAUGUACAAAAUGUAACCGUGUGAACAGAGGAGAAGCCAGAUUUUGUGACUGGUGUGGAGCCAAGGUUAUUGAGAAACUCCUAAAGCCUGCAGUGACGGCCACGGCGCUGACUUGUUCCAAGUGCCGUGCCAAUAACCAUCCUUAUGCAACAUUUUGCGGAUCAUGUGGAGUCAAGAUUGACGCCCCAUAUCGAGUGGAUGAAUUAAAUGGAUUCCAUAGGGAGGCACAGUGGUUACCAGUAAGUACCCCACUUGGUGCCCCACCUAAACCGUCAAACACAAUAGCCACCCAGACAGUAGGAUUGUUCUAUCCAUCAACACGAGGUAUGGAGAAGGAGAAAGAGAAGGAAGAAGAUAAGCUGGCUUACGAGAGACAAAUGAGAGACAGGAGACCACUGUUAACAGCUGUCAGUCCUGGAAAAGGUUACUGGCGUAAACAAGUUGAGCAUAUAUGUCAACAUGUAAAGGCUCAUGCCCAGAAUGAUGCUGAGUUUCGAGCACUGAUUGGAGAACCAAAAAUGGGCAAGUUGUUAACAUCAACAGUACAGGAGGAUGGCUAUGAGUUAAGUUUGACCGUGACCUUUGCCCUGAGAGGUGGUAAAGAUAAGUUUGCUGGGAAAAAGUUGGGCAUUACCGGAGAUUAUCUUAGUUUCCACACAGAGCAGGACAAUAUGACUACAUAUAGGACGGACUCUGAUGAUUAUGAUGAGAUUAUUGAGGAAUCUCCCAAGAAAGGAGGAAAGAAGAUCAUCAAGAAGAAAAGACCAGUAAAGAGAGUUUCAAAACAAGACCAGUUACUACUUAAAGAGAUAGGACCAUCUGGUGAGGGAGAUCCUACUGAGGUUCAACAACUUAUUGAUGAGGGAUCAGAUCCAAAUUGUGUAAAUAAGAAUAAUAUUCCAGCGUUACAUAUAGCAGCAAAAAAUAAAUGGGCAGAUUGUAUAUCUGUUCUGGUAAAAUCUGGAGCUGAUGUGGACAAGAAAGGACCUUCUACAAUUAAGGGUAACACUGCCCUCCAUGAAGCUGUAAAUGUAGGACCCUCAAAUGCAAGGGUUGUUGAGGAAUUAUUAAGUAAUGGAGCAGACCAAAAUAUGAAGAAUGACAAAGGGGAGUCACCAUAUGACCUUGCUGUGAAAGGAGGAUAUGAAAACAUUGUGAAAAAGUUUGCUGCCGCUCUUGGGCAGUCACAAUUAGAUAAAAUGAUACGCCCAAAGAGUAAAGCGUACUGAACUUAAAAAAUUAACUAGUUUAGAUGUAGAUAAAAUAAAACACUGCCAUAGUGGUGAUAUUGAAGAAAGAUGUGCUAAAAUAUGUUUACAUUCUUACAUAUAUAUCAUAUGUAACAAAAGUUUGUAUACUAAUAUAAUAGGAAGUUUACCAAGAUGUGAAACUUUAUGUGAUAUUAUUUACAUUGUAUAUAAACUAUAUAUUAGAAGCAUCAUGACAA